Molecule: messenger RNA, 558 nt
Organism: Penicillium olsonii
Lineage: Eukaryota; Fungi; Ascomycota; Eurotiomycetes; Eurotiales; Aspergillaceae
Source: the annotation of a GenBank genome assembly
AUGGUGCGGAUUAGUGAGGCAAUUACGGACGACCAUCGCAAGUUGGAGAGCUUGUACGAAACAAUCGUCAACUCGGAAGAUGCAGACGAGCAGACGCGAUUCCAGAACCAAUUCACAUGGGAGCUGGCCCGACAUGCUGUAGCUGAGGAAUUGGUUGUCCACCCAGCAAUCGAGAAGGUGCUACCAGAUGGCUCCGAAACUACCGACAGAGACCGUCGUGAACAUUCUACAAUCAAAGAAAUGCUUAAUGUCUUCCAAGACCUGAAUUGUUCGGAUGCACGGUUUCUCCCUACUAUCACAGUCCUGAUGGAGGGGUUAACCCAACACAUGAGUGACGAAACAAUUGAGCUCGCCAACCUAGACAGUUAUCUAGGUCUGGAGGAGAGCGAGCAACUCGCCGAGUCUCUGGAAAGCACCAAAAUGUUUGUUCCUUCUAUGUCGCAUCCAGAAAUCCCAAACACGCCGUAUGAGACUAUCACUGGCUUGCUUGCCGCCCCUCUCGAUCAUCUUCAAGACAUGUUUAAGAAAUGGCCGGAGAAGGAGAGUCCAAUGGAAUGA